Messenger RNA from Pseudogymnoascus verrucosus, 1196 nucleotides. RefSeq lists its product as uncharacterized. The record is from RefSeq and is a predicted model, not a curated record. Lineage: Eukaryota; Fungi; Ascomycota; Leotiomycetes; Thelebolales; Thelebolaceae. The transcript is spliced from 3 exons. The coding region runs from base 189 to 1025 and encodes 278 amino acids.
GAAUUCGUAAUUGACGAUAAGAAAAUUGACCUCUGACUCCCCUCUCGUUCUUCAGUCUUCGUAAAUAUAAACAAAGUUGUCAAUCAGUCAUCGAUAUCAUUACUGUAUCGUCGUUGCGUUUCAACAUCCCAGUCGUUACUGCCAUCAACCCCGCAAGAAUCACUACUUAUCUCUCCCCAACCGUGCCAAUGUCGACCGAACAAACAGUUGCGAAGAAACGAGGGCGUCCCCGGAAGAACCCCCUCCCAGAGACAGCCGCUCCAUCCUCGCCUGCUCCCGCCAAAACCACCACCGCACGCAAAACCGCCGCCCCAAAGACAACCCCAGCAGCAACAGAGCCCGCCAAACCACGAACAAGGAAAGCGAAGACUCCAACCCCAGAAACACCCUCACCCGAAGUCGCCAUGCCCAUAACCCCAAUCCAGCCCAAGGCUGCGGCCCCCGCGCCUUCUCCAAUCCCCGAAUCCGUUGAGCCGUCAAAUCAGACCACCAGCGUUCCCCCUCCUUCACCCCGCCCAACCGCCUCACCAACACCACAGCACCGCCCCUCCGCAAUCCUCACCGCCGUUCGCGAACUCUCCACCAAAGCCUCUCCGGCCCCAAAACCCUCUCCCUCCAACAAGCCAGUCUCCCACCCACGCACACCCUCCAAAACCUCAACGCCCAAGCCCCCCGCCAAGACGGCCGCCAAAACGCCGACUCCCAAGCCUGCACCGCCCGUGAAGCCGCCGGCACCGAAGAUACCACUACGUGCGCUGAAUGCGCAGAUUGUGGAUAAUAUCAGUAAACCGGCUGGGGCAAGGCCUUUGCCAGGAGGGCAGCAGCAGUUGCCGAAGGGGUAUAAGCCUGUGGCGAGGAAGGUGACGAUGACUAUUGUGGCAUUGCCGAUUGCAAUUGUGACGAGCUACGUGCUGUGGCAGCGAUUGGUUAUGGGCGAGGAGCAAAAGGUCCUUGUGAGGGCGCCACCGGCUCCGGCAACGGUGGUGGAUGUAGAUACAAAGGAGACCGGUUCGGAGUCAAAAUAAUAGAAAAUAAAGGACCGGAGACGCCGCAGGGCAACGAUUGAUGAUUGUAUGAUUGGAUUGAAAUAUAACGGUGGCCUGCAUAUAUAGAUGUGGGGGGAAUAUAGUUGUAUAUAUCCAGUCAUACUGUAGACUAUUAGACUCUCAACACACUGCAAAUUAAUUACAUUGCUC